AUGGGUCUUCUCUCCUACGUCAAGCCCAAGGGCAAGAAGGACGGGAAGCCUGCCCAUGGAUCCCCAGAAGUCACCGAAAAGCAGGAGAAUGCCAUUGCUCUUGCUGACACUCCAGGUACCGCGACGCCUGCCUGGUCGCGUCCAGCAUCCAUUGCUCCCGCGGAGAAUUACCGCAACUCCCAGAUGGGCGAUCUGAACGAGAUCAAGUGCGAUGUCAUGGUCAACUGGCUAUACCAACAGCAAAUGGAGCGACUGUGGACUGCUGGCGGCGUCGAUGAGGGUGUCGUGCUCAAGAAGAACCGCAGCGAGUACACUUGCUGCCCCGGUGAUAUGGUUGACGAGCCGUAUGGCUUCUUCAAGGCUGUCGAAACUCUCAACGUUCGAGUAGGUGCUUUUACAGCUUUAACUUCCAAAGCCUCAAAACUGAUGUUGCUUGCACAGGUCGCCAUGACCGUGAACACGCGUGUCAUCAAGCUCUUUCUUCACAACAACCAGCGGCCCUACGUGCCACUCAAGAAUGGUCUUCGUCUCCAAGUCCUGCCAGACAUCUCAUACCUGCCUCGCUGCCAGAAGCAUCAAUUCGCCGCGUUCAUCGCAGACCGUGGUCUCCUCGUCGUUUGGGAUGACGAGCCGAGACACCUCCUCGACCGUGCACACAAGAUCGAGAAGGCUCUCAUGGAGAUGAUUUGGGAUGAUGCCACCUCGGACGAUUACGACGAGAAGAAGGACGGCAACUUCACGGUCAACGAGGUCUCCGCGGACGAUGACGACGCCGUUGAGCGUGGAACCAUUGAGGAGCCUCGCCGCGUUGUCCUAUGGCAGGCUGUCCUCUCUGGCUUCACUCUCCUCCUGACCUUCUUCUGCCUGGGAACCGGAUUCAAGGCGGUCGCCGUUGAGACCAUCAUCGACCACAACUACAUCCGCCUGGCUUUCAUCCUCGUUGUCCCCUUGCAGUGCUGGCUGGCUCUGUUCUUCUUCCAGUCCCUGGUCAACAACAUCUCUCAGCUCAUUGGUCCUAUAUCGCAGAUGAACAUGAACACCAGGUUCUACUCGGGGCUUAAGCCUAAGCGACUCCGCCGCGAUGCUGGACCUUUGCCUCACGUCACCAUCCAGAUGCCUGUCUACAAGGAGGGUCUCGUCAGUGUCAUUGAGCCCACUGUCCGCUCGAUCAAGGCUGCCAUCUCCACCUACGAAAUGCAAGGCGGCACUGCCAACAUCUUCGUCAACGACGACGGUAUGCAGCUCAUCUCCGAGGACGAUGCCCGAGCUCGCCAGGACUUCUACGACGAGCACAACAUUGGCUGGGUCGCACGUCCUAAGCACAACCCAAAGCCUGCUGAGGGCGAGGAGGCUUUCGUCCGCCGCGGAAAGUUUAAGAAGGCCUCGAACAUGAACUACGCCCUCUGGAUCAGCAACCGCGUUGAGGAGAAGCUUGUCGAGGUUCAGCGUCACCAGGGUUGGACCCAGGAAGACGAAGCUGGUGCCUACCGCGACGCUCUCGCUGAGGUUGUCGAGGAGGACCAAGGCCGCACUUGGGCUGACGGCAACGUCCGCAUGGGCGACUACAUCCUCAUCAUUGACUCGGACACUCGUGUGCCAACUGACUGCUUCCUGGACGCUGUCUCCGAGAUGGAGCAAUCCCCACAGGUUGCCAUCAUCCAAUACUCUUCCGGUGUCAUGAACGUUACCGACUCCUUCUUCGAGCGCGGCAUUACCUUCUUCACCAACCUCAUCUACACUGCCAUCCGCUUUGCCGUCGCCAACGGUGAUGUUGCUCCUUUCGUCGGCCACAAUGCCGUUAUGAGAUGGGCUGCUGUUCAAUCCAUCGGAUACGAAUGCGAGCACGAUGAGCACGAGAAAUUCUGGUCUGAGGACACUGUCUCUGAGGACUUCGACAUGGCUCUGCGUCUACAGACUGCUGGAUACCUCGUUCGCAUGGGUGCCUACACCGGUGACGGCUUCAAGGAGGGUGUCUCGCUCACCGUCUACGACGAGUUGGCUCGUUGGGAGAAGUACGCCUACGGCUGCUCUGAGCUCAUCUUCCAGCCAUUCCGCUACUGGUUCACCCGCGGUCCUUUCACCAAGCUCUUCCUGCGCUUCCUUGGUUCCCGCAUGCCCCUGCCAUCCAAGUUCACCAUCAUGGCUUAUAUCGGUACCUACUACGCGCUUGGCUCUGCCUGGCUCCUGACUGUCGCCAACUACUUCCUCACUGGAUGGUUCAACGGUGCACUAGACCAUUACUACAUCGACUCCUUCGAGGUGUACUUCGCCAUCAUCAUCGUCUUCUCCGGCCUCGGCAAUCUCUCCCUCGCCGUCCUGCGCUACCGAACCGGACAAUGCGGCCUCUUCCACGCCAUCAUCGAGAACUUUUCCUGGGUGCCACUCCUCUGCAUCUUCCUGGGUGGCGUAUCCCUGCACGUCUCGCAGGCCAUCCUCUCGCAUCUCUUCAGCAUCGACAUGUCCUGGGGCGCGACGAGCAAGGAAGCGGAAAACACGACCUUCUUCAAGGAAGUGCCCAAGCUGCUCAAGAACUUCAAGGGCACCUUCGUCUUCUGCUUCUUCUUCAGCGCCGUCAUGAUUGUCCUGGCGCAGUUCGCCCCGCCUUUUUGGAGGAUCAACGCUUUCAUCUCCAUCUACCCGCUCAGUUCUGUCAUCGUGGGGCAUUUCUUCCUCCCGACCGUGCUGAACCCGGGUCUGAUGCGCUUCACUUUCUAG
Lecanosticta acicola is the source of this 2715-nucleotide messenger RNA. Lineage: Eukaryota; Fungi; Ascomycota; Dothideomycetes; Mycosphaerellales; Mycosphaerellaceae. The record is from the annotation of a GenBank genome assembly.